Molecule: messenger RNA, 502 nt
Organism: Aegilops tauschii subsp. strangulata
Lineage: Eukaryota; Viridiplantae; Streptophyta; Magnoliopsida; Poales; Poaceae
Product: protein FAR1-RELATED SEQUENCE 4-like
Biological process (GO): regulation of DNA-templated transcription
Molecular function (GO): zinc ion binding; nucleic acid binding
Source: RefSeq, a predicted model, not a curated record
GGCGCGAUGGCGGCUGACGGGGAAGAAGACAUGGAUCCUCCUUGCGAUCCAGAUUGGGGCUACUUGGAGCCGCCGCGGACUGCCCUCGCCCAAACUAAGGGUUCAGUUGCUGCAAGUGGAGAACACACACCUGAAUCAAAUGAAACAAGCAUGCAGGCUGAGCCGGAGGAAGCAUGUGAGGGUGAUGCUGCUUACGAUCCAGAGCACAACCACAUGGUGCCACCCCAAGGGGAAUCAUCUCAGGUGAACAGCUGCGUGAAUGAGGAUAUGCAUGAUAUGUGCAUUGGAAGCCAAGAAGCUCUGUUCAUGCAGGUCGAUGGAGGAAGGAAAAAAUGCUUCGUAUUUUUUAUGCCUUACAACUUGUGUGCAAACUAACAAAAAGUAAUUAUGUGCAUGAAACAGCCAAACUUCUCUUAUGUGGUGCUGUUGAAGGGUUAUAUUGACCUAAAUGGAGGCUCUCAGACAAUGAAUACCCAGGUGCGGGCAGAUUCAAAAUUGAAAA